Monopterus albus (swamp eel) is the source of this 2026-nucleotide messenger RNA. It is a transcript of the gene tmem147, whose product is annotated as transmembrane protein 147. The coding region runs from base 118 to 795 and encodes 225 amino acids. The transcript is spliced from 8 exons. Lineage: Eukaryota; Metazoa; Chordata; Actinopteri; Synbranchiformes; Synbranchidae. The record is from RefSeq and is a predicted model, not a curated record.
UUUAUUCACUUCCUAGGAGCGACAUUUUCGGAGGCAUUUUAAGGUGGAACCAAACAUACUUCCGUUUGUUAUUCAACGAGACCUUGGCAAGGGGCCUGGAUUGUGCGACCAGACAUCAUGACACUUUUUCACUUUGGAAACUGCUUUGCCCUGGCAUAUUUCCCUUAUUUCAUAACAUACAAGUGCAGUGGCUUAUCAGAGUACAAUGCCUUCUGGAGAUGUGUCCAGGCUGGAGCCACAUAUCUGUUUGUCCAGCUCUGUAAAAUGCUGUUCCUAGCUACAUUUUUCCCAACCUGGGAAGGAGGAGCUGGAGUUUAUGACUUUGUCGGUGAAUUUAUGAAGGCUACAGUGGACCUGGCAGACCUGUUGGGCCUCCAUCUUGUGAUGUCUCGUAAUGCUGGUAAAGGAGAGUACAAGAUCAUGGUGGCUGCCAUGGGCUGGGCAACAGCAGAACUUGUCAUGUCUAGGUGUCUUCCUCUGUGGGUGGGAGCCAGAGGGAUUGAGUUUGACUGGAAAUACAUUCAGAUGAGCUUUGACUCUAACAUCAGUUUGGUCCACUAUAUUGCCAUGGCCGCAGUGGUGUGGAUGUUUACACGUUAUGACCUUCCUAAGAGCUUCAGGCUGCCUGUCACUGUUCUGCUGGCUCUGUGUGUCUAUAAGGCCUUCUUAAUGGAGUUGUUUGUCCAUGUCUUCCUGCUGGGCAGUUGGACCGUGUUGCUGAUCAAAGCCGUGCUGACUGGCGCCAUUUCUCUCUGCUCUCUGUUUCUCUUUGUCACUCUGGUCCACAGCAACUAAGUAAACCUCAACACCCUGAAAGAAAUCUUCAUCAGUCUUUUAAGUCCAGGUUGAACCAGGUUUGUCUGAAUCAGAAGUGAAGCCCCGACACCAUACUACACCAAAGACUGCUGAAAGUUGCUCGUUGAUAUUGGGUAGUUAAAAUCUGACUGAUCUACUGGUAAACUAACCAGUUCCACCUCCAGUUGUUUUGAUCAGUCUGUUGGGACCAUUGAUGGGAAACACUCAGGGCAGUUAAACUGCAGCAUGAGUGGUGACAUUAGGAAGCUUCUGAGAUGCCAUUAACUAACCUAAGCUGUGUUGGUUUUGUGAAAAGGUGAAUUCUGUAUCAUAAAUAACAUUUCUUUUCUGUGUAUUGUCCAAUGAGCCAGUGUAAAUGCUUAGAUUUAGUAGUGAAUGGAUUAAUAAGUGGAUGAGAGUGAUGCUCACUGUGUGGCCACAAACUUCUCAAUUUAUUUAUAUCCAUGUAAAUGUUGCAAGUAGUUGAAACAUGACUGUAGCAAGAUUUUUAUAAUUACUGAAGAAACUGUAGUAAAGAAAUAAGUGAAAACCCUGAAUGAGGGCCGCAGACAGGAAGUGAUCUUGGUACUUUGCUUUCAGAGUAAACCUGAAUAAACAGGAGAACACACAAAAGGAACUAGUAAAAGACUAUUCAGGCAGCUAAAAUAAAUUAGAUUUAUCAUAGAUGCCUGCUCUGCAGAUUUAUUCUGCCACCGCUUUACACAGCACACUUCCUCUGUUGUUCCACCUUGUGUUUUCUCCUGUCACCCCCUUUUCUGGUAGUUGCUGCUUGGAAUUCUUAUCUGGGACUUCUGGAGACGAACACAGCUCUCCUUAUUGAAAUGCCACAAAGGGCUUUGCUGUUACCUAACACACAUGCACACUACUUUCUCUGUUUAUACAUUAUAGCUGCUUGAUAGGGACGAGGCAGUGAUGCACUGGCGUUAGCUUGACCUUGUGGAUUCCGGUGAGAAUUAGAGGUGUGUGAGCAUAACAUCAGGGUGGUACUGACACUGGUCCAUGUAGGUUAAUUUACUCUUUGCAAGAUUAAUAGUGUGGUCAGAAUGGGCCGGGCUCGCUGGACUUGGGACCACCAAUGCAUUAUCAUGGAAUCACUGCAACCUUCUGUGUGAAGGUGUAGAUGCAGCUCUUCAGUCACAUCUUGGAUACCCAGGGUCACAGGUGGAAAGUAACUGAGUACAUUUACUAAAGUACUGUACUUAAGUACAGU